CGCGGAGGGAUCGCAGCUUCAGGACAGAGAGAGAACGGGGGGCUUCGAGAGACACAAAUUGCUGCGGAGAGAAAGUGAGGGGGGGAGACGUGAAAAGAUUGCAAACAGUCUGCAGUUUCGCAGGCAAAUGAAAAAUAACGAAUAAUACAGCAGGAGAGCGUCAGAGCGAGCGACCGAGGAAACCGCUGCAUCGGUGUGCAGAGGAAUAUAAAAAUGUCGUCUCCGAGUCCGGGUAAAAGGCGAAUGGACACCGAUGUGGUGAAACUCAUUGAAAGCAAACAUGAAGUCACUAUAUUGAGUGGACUCAACGAAUUUGUAGUGAAGUUUUAUGGACCACAAGGAACGCCAUACGAGGGGGGUGUGUGGAAAGUGCGAGUAGACCUACCGGACAAGUAUCCCUUCAAGUCCCCGUCUAUAGGAUUCAUGAAUAAAAUUUUUCACCCCAACAUUGAUGAGGCGUCGGGAACCGUGUGUCUAGAUGUCAUUAACCAGACAUGGACAGCUCUUUACGAUCUCACCAAUAUAUUUGAGUCGUUCUUACCCCAGCUGCUGGCGUACCCCAACCCCAUUGAUCCCCUGAAUGGAGAUGCAGCGGCCAUGUACCUUCACCGGCCAGAGGAGUACAAACACAAAAUUAAAGAGUACAUCCAGAAAUAUGCAACGGAGGAAGCGCUGAAGGAGCAGGAGGAGGGUGCCGGGGACUCCUCGUCGGAGAGCUCCAUGUCAGAUUUCUCAGAAGACGAAGCUCAGGACAUGGAAUUGUAGUAAAUGGAGAGGCCCUCGAACAACCAGAGACUACGUGAUUUCCUAACCAUGAGAAGCAGACUAUAAUGUUCAUAUUUAAACAAGUCAAUUUUUUUUAUUACUAAACAAAGAUUUUUUUUUUUUUUUUUUUUCUGGAUAUAGCGUUGGUGUUUCUCUCACCCUCUAGAUGUUCGCCAUCUUUCAGCCACCUCUCCUCUCCAUCCCCACUCAGUGCCGUGUAAGGGUUCCCACAAUCCACCGGGGCAGCUGCCCAACCCGCAUGCAUGUGACCGCUGCGUCCUGAUGUGCUGUACUCAUCCGUGACCGAGCAAGACAGCGAUCAAGGGGAACACACCUUUUUUCACUGGCUCAUACAGGAAAAAAGAAAAAAAAAAAA
This is a messenger RNA of Scleropages formosus (Asian bonytongue), 1141 nucleotides long. Its product is annotated as ubiquitin-conjugating enzyme E2 H-like. The coding region runs from base 214 to 765 and encodes 183 amino acids. NCBI's taxonomy places the organism in Eukaryota, Metazoa, Chordata, Actinopteri, Osteoglossiformes, Osteoglossidae. The transcript has 7 exons. The record is from RefSeq and is a predicted model, not a curated record.